Molecule: messenger RNA, 921 nt
Organism: Papaver somniferum (opium poppy)
Lineage: Eukaryota; Viridiplantae; Streptophyta; Magnoliopsida; Ranunculales; Papaveraceae
Product: RNA polymerase II transcriptional coactivator KELP-like
Exons: 3
Coding region: 113-673 (186 amino acids)
Biological process (GO): positive regulation of transcription initiation by RNA polymerase II
Molecular function (GO): transcription coactivator activity; DNA binding
Source: RefSeq, a predicted model, not a curated record
AAAACCCAAACCAAACCCUAGCUGAAACAACAAUAAAACAUAAAAUUGCCUUAAAAAGAGUCCUUUUUGCUCAAUCUCUGUCAAUUUCAUAAACCCUAGUUUGUUACCAAAAAUGGAAGAAGAAAACAACAAAGAUGAAAUCAAGAAGACAGUGAUAAAAAUACUGAAAACUUCAGACAUGAAUGUAAUGACUGAAUCCAAAAUCAGAAAAUUAGCUGGAGAUAAACUUGGGUUUGAUUUAUCUGGUAAACAGGAGAAGAAAUUUAUUAGGGAAAUUGUUAAUGAAUUCCUUGUUCAGAAAGAAGAUGAAGUUCAAGAUAAAGGAAAACAACAGGUAGAAGAAGAAGAGCAAGAAGAAAAGGAGGUAGAAGAAGAAGAAGAAAAGGAGGAAGAAGAAGAAGAGAAGAAAAGGAAAAGGCCAGGGGUUUCUGUUAAAGAAUAUGAAGAUAAUGGUGAUCUUAUUAUUUGUCAGCUAUCAAGUCGAAGGAAGGUGACAAUUCAAGAGUUUAAAGGGAAGGCAUUGGUAUCAAUAAGGGAAUACUAUGAAAAAGAUGGAAAGGAGCUUCCUUCUACUAAAGGAAUAAGCUUGACAGCGGAACAAUGGUUUACUUUCAGUAAAUCUGUCCCUGGGAUUGAGCAAGCCAUUAAGAAGAUGCAGACAAGGUCUCGGUGAUUUUGCAUUAAUAGAUGAGGUUGUGUUGGAUACUCUAUUUUUUGCUGGCCCUUUUUAACUUUUGAACUCAAGGCGGACUUGUUUUGUUUAAUCAGUUCCAGUGUCUACCUAAAGAGUCGGACUAUAAGUUUCUGUACCUUAAACAGUUAGGACACAGGAUUAUAAUGUUCUUAGGCUCUUUGUUUGUAUUUUCUUCGUGAUGUAAAAAAUCUGUUUAUAAUGGUUAUAAUAUACAGUUAACGUUCCGA